CCCCCCCACACACACACAUCAUGGAAGACCCGCGAGCCGAGGUGAGUGCCGUCGUCACGGCGCUGAUCGAAGCGCCGAACGCCGCCGCGCAGCGUGACACGCUGCAGUCCUUCUUUACACCAGACGCAUCGUUCGACCACCCGCUGUGUGCCGUGCGCGCAUCGCCCAACUCGCGCGACAGCGGCCUCCUGCCCAUUUACCAGUGGCUCAAGAUCAUGUUCGACUCGUCCAUCGUCGUCAAUAGCGUCGGCUUCGACGAGCACCGCGGCGAUAGGCUCUACGUCGACGCGAGCCAGACGCUCAAGCCGAGGGUCUGGCCCCUGAGCAGCAUCUACGCACCGGUCGCGAGACUCGUCGUGGUGCUGCACCUAACGCAAGCACCCGACGGCAAGUACUACAUAAAGCGGCAGGAGGACCUAUACCAAUGGCAGGAGUUGCCCGGCAAAGUCAACCCGCUGCUACCCUGGGCCAUCGACACGGUCAAACUCGUUGCUGGCUUCAACUGCGCCAUGCUUGCCAAGGUCUUCCAGCUGCUCGGCAUCUGGGCCGUCCGAGAGGGAGGUGCACAGGCCAAGGCGCCCAAAUGCAGGUGAUCACGUCCUUAUGUUCAUCAACUAAUGCGAUCUCCAUAUUCCUCCUCACCGCUACGGUGCCAUCUGCGCCACGGCCUCAUGCGAAUAUUACGUCUCAGCCAAAUUGUAUAGCUUCGUUGCGGCAAUAUAUUUCUGUAAGUUUCUCCAUUCUCAC
Messenger RNA from Tilletiaria anomala UBC 951, 747 nucleotides. RefSeq lists its product as uncharacterized. The record is from RefSeq and is a predicted model, not a curated record. NCBI's taxonomy places the organism in Eukaryota, Fungi, Basidiomycota, Exobasidiomycetes, Georgefischeriales, Tilletiariaceae. The transcript has 2 exons. The coding region runs from base 21 to 593 and encodes 190 amino acids.